This is a messenger RNA of Lottia gigantea (owl limpet), 1410 nucleotides long. RefSeq lists its product as hypothetical. Gene Ontology annotation, cellular component: nucleus. Gene Ontology annotation, biological process: cell differentiation; ecdysone receptor signaling pathway; positive regulation of transcription by RNA polymerase II. The record is from RefSeq and is a predicted model, not a curated record. The transcript is spliced from 8 exons. Gene Ontology annotation, molecular function: ecdysone binding; zinc ion binding; nuclear receptor activity. The coding region runs from base 1 to 1410 and encodes 469 amino acids. NCBI's taxonomy places the organism in Eukaryota, Metazoa, Mollusca, Gastropoda, Lottiidae.
AUGCAUGGACAUCAUUUAGAAGCGUAUUUAGAUAUUUCUCCCCCUCCAAGUCCUGCCAUGGGCAAAGUUGUAUCAGAAGGAGAUAUGCCACCUGAUGUUCAUCAAUCCCAGUUCUCUGUAUUCGAUCACCAAAUUACAAACAAUGUCUCCCAGGAUGCUUACACUUUUCAUUCUGAAGACACCAAAUAUAGUGAUGUUAUGGCAACUGAUGUCAAACGCAAAAAAGGUAUUGGUGUAGCAGGCAAGAGUAUAGAAGAAGAAUUAUGUCGUAUUUGUGGAGAUAGAGCAUCAGGGUAUCAUUAUAAUGCUCUUAGUUGUGAAGGCUGUAAAGGAUUUUUCCGUCGCAGUAUUACUCGUGGUGCCACCUAUAGUUGUCGAUAUGGUGGAAAUUGUGAAAUGGAUAUGUGGAUGAGAAGGAAAUGUCAGGCAUGUAGAUUACGGCGCUGUAAGGAAUGUGGUAUGAAAGAAGAGUGUCUGUUAUCAGAUGAACAAUGUAAAGCUCGAGAUGCUAGGCGGAAAGCAAAAGCCAAAGUCAAUCCUGUCAAAACAGAACCUAUACCAGACAGUAAUGGUUUGUCUCCAGAAAGCAAACAGCGUAGUGUAGGAGACCGUAAUGGUGGUACACAAUCUGUAUACACCAAUCCUCUAACAGUUAUCAAUAGUAACCCUAUGAAUAAGGUUGCCCACCAUCACAGACAGUUAAUAGAGGAAGUGUGUCGUCUUCAAGAUAAAUACGAGUUUCCUGAUGAAGCUGAUGUUGAUAAAGCAACGUGUGUAAAGCCUGAUAUGAAAGAAGUAACAGCUGAUGCUAUGUUUCGGGAUAUGGCUGAAAUGACAGUAUUAAUCACUAAUUUAAUUGUUGAAUUUGCUAAAAGUUUACCCGGUUUUACUAGCUUAUCGAAAGCAGAUCAGAUUGUUCUGUUAAAGGCUGCCUCUAGUGAAGUAAUGGCUAUAAGAGCAGCAAGAUGUUAUGAUUUAGAAACUCGGUGUAUAGUCUUUGCUAAUGGUGUACCCUGCACCCUGGAGAACAUGAAAGCCACUGGAAUGGGAGAAUAUGCGGAAUUAACCUAUCAGUUCUGCCAUAAUAUGGCUGUUAUGGAAACUGAUAAUGCAGAAUAUGCCUUACUUACUGCUAUAUCAAUAUUUUCUGAACGACCAGGUUUAAGUGAGAAAGAUAGAGUAGAGGAAGUUCAGUAUAGAUAUGUUAGUGCUCUUGAAUCUUAUGAACAUAUAAAGCGUCAUAAAGGAGCCUGUUCGUUUGGGAGAAUUUUAAGCCUUUUACCUGAUUUGCGUUCAAUUAGUGCUGAACAUUCAAAAACAAUCGUGGAGAUUAGUCAACAAUCUUCUCAUAUGCCCGGUGAUUAUUGUGAGGUCAAAGACAUCUAUGUUGAUCCUCCCGAAGGCACAUGA